Menidia menidia (Atlantic silverside) is the source of this 2272-nucleotide messenger RNA. The record is from the annotation of a GenBank genome assembly. Lineage: Eukaryota; Metazoa; Chordata; Actinopteri; Atheriniformes; Atherinopsidae.
AUGAUGUUAUUUUGCAGACUCAGGGACGCUUCCUCUCGCUUAUCCUGGAGAGAAAGCUCAUUUCUCACCUCCAUGACCCAGAAUCAGUCAGCACAGACAUCUGACUUCUUCAGCCAAGAUGUGUUCAACCAGUUGUUUGACAUGUUGGACCAAUCUGCCAUUCAUGCAGUCCAGCCCAUCGAGCUCAACUUUACGGACAGCCCGACUGAUGGGUCAGCGGGAAAUACCAUUCAGAUCAGCAUGGACUGCAUCACCAUGCACGAGCCAGACGAGGUGGUUUCUCUGCAGGGCAACAAGUUAAUGCAGCACCUGCUUCUCUGGCGAAAGGUUCCAGCUCUCAUCUAUCAGUACGUGUCUUCUCUAGGAAAAGAGAUUUGUGGAAUCCUGGAGCCAGUGGAACAAACAGCAGCAGCUCUGCUCAAUCUAAGCGCCAGCAUGUUGUACCUGGAGUCGGGCCCCGCGACUUCCUUCAGUGAGUCACAGUAUACAAAUCUGGGGCUCCUGAACAGCAUGGAUCAGAACAUUCAGAACAGCGGCUCGACCUCCACCAGCCCCUACAACAACGACCAUGCCCAGAACAGCGUGACCGCCCCGUCGCCCUACGCCCAGCCCAGCUCCACCUUCGAUGCCCUGUCCCCCUCGCCGGCCAUCCCAUCCAACACAGAUUACGCCGGGCCCCACACCUUCGACGUGUCCUUCCAACAGUCCAGCACGGCAAAGUCUGCCACUUGGACGUAUUCAACAGAACUGAAGAAGCUAUACUGCCAAAUCGCAAAGACGUGUCCCAUUCAGAUCAAAGUGCUGACCACCCCACCGCAGGGAGCGGUCAUCCGGGCCAUGCCGGUGUACAAGAAAGCCGAGCACGUGACCGAAGUGGUCAAGCGCUGCCCCAACCACGAGCUCAGCCGCGAGUUCAACGACGGUCAGAUAGCUCCUCCGAGCCACCUGAUCCGCGUGGAGGGGAACAGCCAUGCCCAGUACGUGGAGGACUCCAUCACUGGACGGCAGAGCGUCCUAGUCCCGUACGAGCCCCCCCAGGUGGGGACGGAGUUUACCACCAUCCUGUACAACUUCAUGUGCAACUCCAGCUGCGUGGGGGGGAUGAACAGGCGCCCGAUCCUCAUCAUCGUCACCCUGGAGACCAGAGAUGGACAGGUGCUAGGCCGCCGCUGCUUCGAGGCCAGGAUCUGCGCCUGCCCCGGCCGGGACCGCAAGGCCGACGAGGACAGCAUCCGCAAGCAGCACGUGGCCGACACAAAGAGCAGUGACGGUACGAAACGCCCCUUCCGCCAAGUGUCCCACGGCAUCCAGAUGUCCACCAUCAAGAAGAGGAGAUCCACGGACGAGGAGGUUUUCUGUUUGCCCAUCAAAGGCCGCGAAAUCUACGAGAUCUUAGUCAAAAUCAAAGAGUCCCUGGAGCUCAUGCAGUUCCUGCCGCAGCAAACGAUAGAGUCGUACCGGCAGCAGCAGCAGAAUCUCCUCCAGAAACAGACUUCCAUGCCGUCUCAGCAGUCCUACGGCUCCAGCUCCCCGACUCACGGAAAGGUCAACAAGCUGCCCUCGGUCAGCCAGCUCAUCAACCCCCAACAGCGCAACACGCUGACCCCGUCCGGCAUGUCCGGAGGCCUCACUGACAUGACUCCCAUGAUGGGCACUCACAUCCCCAUGAACGCUGACAUGAGUUCACUGAGCCCCACACACGCACUGCAGCCACAGCUACCCCUGGUGCCCUCCUCCCACUGUACCCCCCCUCCUCCAUACCCCAUGGACAGCAGCAUCUCCAGCUUCCUCCUUCGGCUGGGCUGCGCAGGCUGCCUGGAUUACUUCACAGCACAGGGUCUAAGCAACAUCUACCAGAUUGAGAACUAUAACAUGGAGGACCUGUCCCGGCUGAAGAUCCCAGCAGAGUUCCAGCACAUCAUCUGGAAGGGCAUCAUGGAGCACCGACAGGCCAUAGAUUUUUCCCCUCCUCCACACAUAGUGCGCACCACUAGCGGGGCCUCCACCGUCAGCGUGGGCGCCUCCGAGGCCCGGGGGGAGCGCGUCAUCGACGCCGUGCGCUUCACCCUCCGCCAGACCAUCUCCUUCCCGCCCCGCGACGAGUGGUCCGACUUCUCCUUCGACCUGGAUUCCCGCCGCAACAAACAACAGCGCAUCAAGGAGGAAGGGGAGUGAGGCGGGAACCCCCCCCUUCCAGGUCCCCGCUCUUCAGCGAUCCCGAUUUAUUUUUUAUUCAUUUCACGUCUGCCUGAGGAACAUUUCACUGGAAACC